AUGAAAAGUGCCGUCGACUCGGCCUCUCAUUUGCUGCGUGUCUCACAUCACGACAGACAGGCCUUCACUGUAUUGUCAGAACCGUAUUGUUGUUGCAGUGCAGGCAUCGGCAACGGCUUCCUGUUAUCUCCUAUCGACCCCACUAUGGCUUCCAAUUACGAGGGAUUCCCUGCCGUUGCCUUUUUUGAGAGUGAGUUCGAGAUUGUGUUCACACGUAUUGCCAAAAGAUGGUAUAGCGAGGAGUGGAAUAGUAAUAGCGUUAUAGCGAUGCGAAUAUUGCAACGGACAGCGUUAGAGUCAGAGACGCCUCAACUCGAUUUAUCCCUAUCUAAACACAUGACUAGUGGCCGAACAAAGACCCGCAAAAACAAUACUCCCGCACACUAUGAACCAGUGGUCCACUCAAGUGUGGACUCACUAUCUCUCGACCCGACCACUCAUGCCUUAAUGCCGUCGCGCAGUAGUAUCUCAUCAUUGCUUUCAUUGAGUCACUUAAGGUUAUGGGAGAAUCCAAUGACAGCCUCUGCCAUCUCAGCGGCCGCUGCCAUGUCUCACAUGUCUCACCUCAUGGACAUCAACCACACCACCAAUUCAUCAGCAUUUGGGUCAGUGAUCACACAUGGACUCAAACCGAAUCGCAUUCACGGUCUUCUCAUGUCAUCCAAGAAACGAAAAUCAAAACACUUUAGUCAGAAUUGUGAACAACCGCUCGACGUCUCGGUAACUAAGGGUCGGAAGAAACGAGUGGAUGACUGCCACUCACCCAAACAUGAAGACAAAAACAAGAUCUCUUACCAAACGAAAGAAGCGAUUAAUUCCAUAAACACUAAUGCAUUCCCGUGUAGUUCAUGUCAUAAGACAUUUGCCACUGAAGUCGACUUAAAGGCACAUCUCAUGAGACACUUGACUCAACACCCAUUCAAUUGUGAAGACGAGACCAGUAUUGAUGGCGAACACAGCGAUGAGGCCAUCGAUGACGACAACGAGGACGAGAACCAGACCAAGAGUGAGAGCGUGGAUAUGGGCGCCCCUCCUCUCAAUAUAGGCGCCCGAAGUAUACAAAUCAAGUCCGAGAAACUGUUGAUAACGAUGUUAGAGGGCAUUCAUCCGGUGACAGAACAAAGUUACGUGUUGUACAAGUGCUGUCUCUGCGGGUUUGCAUUUCCGAGCUUAGAACCAGUUGUGUUGCAUCUUCAGGCCAGUCAUCUCAACGCUAACAAAGAGUUCACUUGUGAUAAAUGUGGGGCUAAUUUCAAAUGGAGGAGUGAACUCACUCUUCACGAACAGCUCCACAAAGCGAUGGAUCACAACGACAAAAGUGGUGGUCAUCUAUCGAUUCCGUCUUUCAUACAUCCGAGUCUCGUACUCAUGGGUGCGGACUUUGGACACAAUCUAUCGCCCAAUCAUUCAUUUGAAAACAACAACAAUAAUAAUAACAAUUUAUUUAUUAACAAUAAUAAUAACUGUUUAUCCGAAGGAAUGUCUGUUUGUGACGAUAAACACAAUCAAAACCAUUACAGAUCGCACAAGAAAUCUAUUUUACAAAACAAAUCAAUUAAAUCCAAACCAGAAUCACAACAUUCCUCUGAUAUGAAAGUUAAAGUCAUUAAAGACAUGCAAAAUGUGGUACAAUUGUCGCACAAAUUCCCUCAAGGAAUCGGUGACAUCGAGGAGACCUCUCCGGGACAGUUCAAGUGCCGCUUUUGCGACAAAACAUUUGACCGAAUCUUCUCUGUCCACCGGCACGAGAGGGUUCACACCGGCUUCAAGCCCUGCAUCUGCAAGACAUGCGGUCGCGGCUUCAGCGAGAAGAGGAAUCUCAGACACCAUAUAAUCCGCUUUCAUAGCGACGGAAGUGGACGCGAAUUACUCAAAAGGAAUCGAAAGGACAAGAAUAAC
Molecule: messenger RNA, 1899 nt
Organism: Medioppia subpectinata
Lineage: Eukaryota; Metazoa; Arthropoda; Arachnida; Sarcoptiformes; Oppiidae
Source: the annotation of a GenBank genome assembly